This is a messenger RNA of Budorcas taxicolor (takin), 5041 nucleotides long. RefSeq names its product major facilitator superfamily domain containing 5 (gene SLC61A1). Lineage: Eukaryota; Metazoa; Chordata; Mammalia; Artiodactyla; Bovidae. Gene Ontology annotation, molecular function: molybdate ion transmembrane transporter activity. Gene Ontology annotation, cellular component: membrane. The coding region runs from base 183 to 1535 and encodes 450 amino acids. The transcript is spliced from 2 exons. Gene Ontology annotation, biological process: molybdate ion transport. The record is from RefSeq and is a predicted model, not a curated record.
AUGGCGGCGGCCAGAGGCCUCCCCGGCUCCCGGAAGCAGGCUGUGAGGGGCGGGCGCGCUGGUGGAACCCGAGCCGGAGCCAGAGCAGGAGGUAGAGCGGGAAGGGCGGCCGGGCGGCCUGGAGCCGGACGUGUCCGGAGCGUCCCCGCAGACCGGGGCAGCAGGUCGUCCGGGGGCCGGCCAUGCUGGUGACUGCUUACCUUGCUUUUGUGGUCCUCCUGGCCUCCUGCCUGGGGUUGGAACUGUCAAGAUGCCGGGCUAAGCCCUCUGGAAGGGCCUGCAGCAAUCCCUCAUUCCUUCGGUUUCAACUGGACUUCUAUCAGGUCUACUUCCUGGCCCUGGCAGCUGACUGGCUGCAGGCCCCCUACCUCUACAAACUGUAUCAGCAUUACCACUUCCUGGAGGCACAAAUUGCCAUCCUCUACGUCUGCGGCCUUGCCUCCACCGUCCUCUUUGGACUGGUGGCUUCCUCCCUGGUGGAUUGGCUGGGUCGCAAGAAAUCUUGUGUCCUCUUCUCCCUCACUUACUCACUCUGCUGCUUAACCAAACUCUCCCGGGACUACUUUGUGCUGCUGGUGGGCCGAGCGCUAGGUGGGCUAUCUACAGCCCUGCUCUUCUCAGCCUUUGAGGCCUGGUAUAUCCAUGAGCACCUGGAACGGCAUGACUUCCCCGCCGAAUGGAUCCCGGCUACCUUUGCCCGAGCUGCCUUCUGGAACCAUGUGCUGGCUGUAGCGGCAGGUGUCGCAGCUGAGGCCGUGGCCUGCUGGAUGGGCCUGGGGCCUGUAGCCCCCUUUGUGGCCGCCAUCCCUCUCUUGGCUCUGGCUGGGGCCUUGGCCCUUCACAACUGGGGAGAGAACUAUGAUCGGCAGCGUGCCUUCUCUAGGACCUGUGCUGGUGGCCUGCGAUGCCUCCUGUCGGACCGUCGUGUGCUCCUACUGGGCACCAUCCAGGCCCUGUUUGAGAGUGUCAUCUUCAUCUUUGUCUUCCUCUGGACGCCUGUGCUGGACCCACAUGGGGCUCCACUGGGCAUCAUCUUCUCCAGCUUCAUGGCAGCCAGCCUACUCGGCUCUUCCCUGUACCGCAUUGCUACCUCCAAGAGGUACCACCUUCAGCCCAUGCAUCUACUCUCCCUCGCUGUCCUCAUCGUCGUCUUCUCCCUCUUCAUGUUGACGUUCUCUACCAGCCCAGGCCAGGAGAGUCCAGUGGAAUCUUUCAUAGCCUUCCUCCUUAUCGAGCUGGCCUGUGGACUGUACUUUCCCAGCAUGAGCUUCCUGCGGAGAAAAGUGAUCCCUGAGACCGAGCAAGCUGGUGUCCUCAACUGGUUCCGGGUGCCCCUGCACUUACUGGCCUGCCUGGGGCUCCUGGUCCUCCAUGACAGCGAUCGCAAAACGGGUACUCGGAAUAUGUUCAGCAUCUGCUCCGCCGUCAUGGUGAUGGCUCUGCUGGCAGUGGUGGGACUCUUCACUGUGGUCAGGCACGAUGCUGAGCUGCGGGUGCCCUCGCCCACCGGGGAGCCCUACACUCCUGAGCUCUGACCCUGUUCUAGGACCAGGGAGCUGGGAUGGACCCUUGAACCCCACCUCUCCAGGGCUGAACAGAUCUCUCUGUGACCCCUCAGCCUGUUCGGGGGCUCCUCCUGUCAGUGCUUUGGGUUGGGAAGCACAUGGGGUGAUGGCCUGGAAAGAAGAUGCCAAAAGUUGCCUCUGUGUCACUCCCAUCCCCCUUUCCACUUUAAAAUAAACAAUUUUAAUUGAUCAUUGAUCUCAUUUACUCAUCCUCACCUGUACCCACCUCAGUAGUUCUUAUGAGGGGGCAGCUGGAGGUUGUGAGGAGAGAGGUGGGGUUACCAGUGGAACGUUUGUCUUUCUAGCUUCGCUAAGACUUGUUUAGUCGCUAAGUUGUGUCUGACUCUUUGUGACCCCCAUGGACUGUAGCCUGCCAGGCUCCUUUGUCCAUGGGAUUUCCCAGGCAAGAAUACUGAAGUGGGUUGCCAUCGCCCUUUCCAUGCGAUCUUCCUGACCCAGCGAUUGAACCCACGUCUCCUGCAUUGGCAAGCGGAUUCUUUACCACUGAGCCACCAGGGAAGCCCUCUCUAAGACUGCCUCCACCUUAAACUGAGAACUGUGGAAUUGCCUUUCAACAGAAAUGGGUGGGAAAAGCCUGAGGCUCUGAGGUCCUCCAUAUCUUGUUACCCUGGAGACAGGCACCCUCCCCAUUUGCCAAGCAAAAACCUUACUCCACAUCCUGAGUGAGACAAUCUCUGGAGCCUAUGGAGUAGAUGUCCAAGCCACUGAGCAAAGAUUCCAGGGGCUCGAGCUGCUUCUGUGACCACCCCUUGCGGCAAAUCCAGAGGCUUGCUGCAUGAAUAGGCUUGCAGCUCAGCACACGCGUGCUGCUUGCCUUCUGCCUCUCUGGCCAAAAAUGCACCCCUUGUCCACAUCACCUGGGUCCAUCAGGGCCUGUAUGCUUGCAUGAAACCCAAGUGAAGAGCUGAAGAGGAGAGAGCAGUGAUUGGCUGACAGACCGUGAUCUUGUCUGUACCUGAUUGUUCCCCACCCUGAGUGAGUGAGGGUGAGGGAGGCAUCAGGGCAGGAAACAGUACCAGUACCAGGAACUCAAGUUCUGUGAGCCCCUCCCUGCCUCACCUCUGAUUGUAUCUGCCUUUCCUCUUCGCACCCAAACCAGGGCUUCUCAGAGGAAGGAGAGCCAGCAGUUAAGCAGGGUGGGGAAUGGAAGGAGGGUCAGCUCAGGGUGUGUCCUGGAAUGUGCUUGAGGUGGGCAUGAGGGACCUACCUGUCCUAGAAAAGAGGUUGAUGACCUUUCCUUGGGUCCCAGACGAAUUCCCAGACAGGAAGAAGCAAAACUUUCCAGGACCUGCAAGUCCAAACCUGUGUGGGGAGAUAGCAUCACCCACUGGGGGAGGAAUGCUGAUGGAUGGGUGCCUGCAGGGUGAGGCCAAGGGGAGGGAAGAGUAGUGGUCUCAGGUCUCUGCUCAGAAAAGGAAAAAAACACAUUCCCCCACCCAGCUGCAGGGAAUAGACGCUGAGGUUAAGUAUGAAAAAAGCAGAUAUCUUUUCCUUCCCCCAUCUUAAGGCUAAAACAGAGUCUGUUGCAAUAACUCUACUUCCCCUUUCUGCCUGUAUUUUAUAGUUAUUUGUAGACUCUCUGUCCUUGAGGACAGGAAGAAAUUGUGUCUUCUAUGCCCUUGUCUCCCCAUAUAUACACACAAGUGGGUGCUUGGCCCAUGGCUGUGCUCAGUAAAUGGAGAGGAGACAAGCUAACUAACUCCGGGCUUUUCAAGAGUAGCCCAUUUGGGAACUCUAUUAGACUGGAAUCCAGAGACUAGUUAAUGAUUUGUUGUUUUGAAUGAGAUUAUUUACUGAUGGAAGCAUGAGGGGGGCAGCAUGCUCCUAAGUGAAAAGGAAGUAGGGAGGAGAGGUAGAGGAGACAGACUAGUGAAGUUCCUUCAGCUUUGUCCCUGCCGAGUUCUCUUCAAAGGAGCUGGUAGAUGAUAGAGUGGGGAGGGCUCUUCCUGGCAGACUCAUUGGGUGUGACAAGCUGGCAGGUAUCUUUAAGGUUGUCCAUUUAGCUGUAAACAUUUUAUUGAGUAACUACUAUAUACCACACAUUGUAUUACUAGGUGCUGGUGAAAGUUUUUUUAUCCGAGAGGAAAAUCCACUUAAAGGGCAUACAGCAAAGCCAAGGCUAAACCUUGCCUCCUGCUGCCCACCCAGUGUCCCUUCUAUGGCAUGUACUGACCCUCUCCCUGGGCCUUCACCUACUUGACUUUCCCCCUCUAGCCCUGCUCUUUUCUCCCAAGCCCUGUCCCUGGAGAAGGGCAUGAGAGUGGGAGCACUUAGCCAUGGCUACCUGGCCCACCUCUGGAUAUUUGCCCAUAUGAGGUGAAUGAGGGAUUGCUUCACCAGGUGCACGGUGCCUGCAAAGCAGUCCUCAUGAUGCCUUGCUGAGAGGCAGUGCAGGGAACUGGGGAAGAGCAUGGAGCCCGAGCCCAACUGCCUGGGUUUACAUUUGUGCCUCAGUUUCCUCAUCUAUAAAAUGGGGGUGAUGGUAUAGUAGCUACCCUGAGGGUGCUUGUGAGGGUUAAAUUAGGCGCUUGGAACAGCAGUUGGCCUCCAGUGUAAGUACUACUAAGUGUUUGCUUUCAUAUUUUAUUUUUUAACUUUUUCAGUCCAGCUGAGCCUACCCAGAUUUGGGUGUGAGAAUGAGUGGACUGGGUUGUAACGGGGUGAACAACUUUCCAACACAUCCCUGUGGUUGGGUGAUUCCCAGCAGUGUUUAUGCUUGGUCCUGGCCCAGAGAGCAGGAUCAGGCUAUCUGAGAGGCCUUCUGCUUUGGGGUGUGCAAGUAGCUGAGGAGGGUGUCAGUGUGCUCCACUUGAACUCAUUUCCUCUUCCUCAAGUGGGAAGGUCAGCUUGGUGUCAGAUUUGAUAUACACCACCAUUUUUCCCUAAGAGAGUCCUGAUUUUCUGCCUUUCCAUCCAGCUGGUAUAUAAUUAUUUUAUUUGGAGCUUUUAAGUGAUCCUGAGGAGAAAAGAAACAGUCCAAGGAAGCAGGAGCCAAUGAGCAAGAAGGCAGGAGGCCUGGGGCAUGAAGAUAGUACUGAGUUCUGAGGCUGGAGAGUGACCUCUUCCUGGGAAUACAGCCCCUGCUCAGGGAGGGGAGAGGGCUGCUCCCAGCUGGUGGCCAUGAUCCUUCCACUGCGUCUGGGUUCCACUUCCCAAUACACUCUUCCCCUAACCCCAAUCCUGUGGUUCUCCCUGUCCGUUUAUUAUUUUUUGCCACCACUUCCCCCACAGAACCACAGAAUAGAAUUAUAAGACAAGUGAAAGUUUGUCAUGCUUGGGAUCAGACCUAAUGUUAUCAAAAUAUGUCACAUUCACUUUAAUGAUUUUUUUAACAAUAAGUAUGGGCUAACUGUAAAAGAGUCAAAGGCAAAUAGAGAUGUAUUAAUGUAAAUAUGUGAAUGUAAAUACAUGUCCAUGUGUUAAAAUACAUAUAUUGAUAUAUAAAUAUAUUACAA